AUGGCCACGGCAUCGAUGGAUGCACUAGGGGCCUUCACCCACAUGAAAGACAAUAUUCCUGCAUGGAUCACUCGCGUCUCGGAGCUCGCUACACACACUCACAAAAGACACAAUGAAUACUCCGAAGCUUACAGACGCCACGCAAAUUUGAAGCUCCGCCGACGCAAAAAUAGUUCUAUUCGCUCUAUCCAUACUAAUGAUCUCGUCCCGAUCGCACAACGAAAGGUCCCCAGCCCAGAACCACCGGCAGUUGAAAUACCACAGGAUGCGCCCGAGCAGAUUCAACGUUCAGAUCGCAAGCGCACUAUAGAUGAGGCUCCAUCAGUCGAGUCCAACAAAGAAUACAACAUGUUAGUAAGCACACGGCACAAUGUCAUCAUUGAGUAUGAUGGUCAUACACAGCAGACACUCGAGACGAUUGCACGCGAUAUCGGAGUGGCCAGGAACAAUCUCCGCCGAGGGCAGAUGUCCUUGAUGCCCCGUACAGGGCUGCGCUCGGGCUUUUUGAGCAAAGGCAUGAUGAAUAUGCCAGGUGGACUAGGACAGACAGGGUCACUCUCUUAUGUUCGCAGCACCCGGACCACAAGUGGAGUUGUCGGCAUCUCUGGUACCAGUGCACUCCGAAAAGACUCCACAUUUGACUUUGCAGACAAGCAACUGGAACUUGCCCAUUCGCUUUGUGAAACGGCGGCGUACCAAGUCCUUCGAUCUGGCGACUGUGGCACGGAACUGGACGGCGUGGAGGAGAAAUUCAAGAUGCUACUUGAGGCGGCUAUCAACGAGGUCGACCGUCUUCUGGCAGAGAAGAAACACCAAGAAGAACACAAGCAAAAGCAACAGGAAGGGACCGCGGAAGGACCCCCCAAGCCGCUCCCUUCCCCCUCGGCGGCCCGACUGGCAAUGGUUGCUGCCAUGGCUGCGAACAAGCCCUCAAUGACCACGGCAGGCGCCAUUGAAGUCGAUGAUAACUCGUCUUUCUCGGCUGAGUCCAUUGACAUCUCUGCGUUCCGAUCCUCCCAGAUCCGAGUCUGA
Messenger RNA from Penicillium digitatum Pd1, 1032 nucleotides. RefSeq lists its product as uncharacterized. The record is from RefSeq and is a predicted model, not a curated record. NCBI's taxonomy places the organism in Eukaryota, Fungi, Ascomycota, Eurotiomycetes, Eurotiales, Aspergillaceae.